AGGAACUCAUGCAAGCAGGCGGCAAUAGUCGGAGCGCUGAAGUAGCGGAGGGUCAGCCAUAUUGCCGCGCUGUUAGUUCUGCAGAGGAGUGUCCGAGUCUGCCCUGCGGUAGAACCAUUUUAAAUCACACCUGCUCUGGAAGGCACUGACUGUGGAGACGUCAUCUAGUAGGCUAUCCGAAGUAUUUGGAAACCAACUUCACAGCUCCGCGCACGGACCCAGGAAAAGGACACAAAAUGCCUAAAGCUGUCAAUGUUCGUGUCACCACCAUGGACGCUGAGCUGGAGUUUGCCGUCCAGCCCAGCACCACUGGUAAACAGCUCUUUGACCAGGUGGUGAAGACCAUCGGCUUGAGGGAAGUCUGGUACUCUGGUCUUCAGUAUGUGGACGGUAAAGGAUACCUCACCUGGCUGAAGCUUGACAAAAAGGUGUCUUCCCAGGACGUCAAGAAGGAGAACCCGCUGCAGUUCAAGUUCCGCGCCAAGUUCUUCCCCGAGGAUGUGUCUGAGGAGCUCAUCCAGGACAUCACCCAGAAGCUGUUCUUCAUGCAGGUGAAGGAGGGCAUCCUGAGCGAUGAGGUGUACUGUCCCCCGGAGACGGCCGUGCUGCUGGCCUCCUACUCUGUCCAGGCCAAGUUCGGAGACUAUACCCGGGACCUCCACCGGCCCGGCUACCUCACCUCAGACCGUCUGCUGCCCCAGCGGGUUCUUGAGCAGCACAAGCUGUCCAGGGAGCAGUGGGAGGAGAGGAUCCAGGUGUGGCAUGAGGAACACCGUGGAAUGCUCAAGGAGGAUGCCAUGCUGGAGUACCUGAAGAUUGCCCAGGACCUGGAGAUGUACGGAGUCAACUACUUUGACAUCAAGAACAAGAAGGGGACCGAGCUGUGGCUGGGAGUAGACGCCCUGGGACUCAACAUCUACGAGAAGGAGGACAAACUGACCCCAAAGAUCGGCUUCCCCUGGAGCGAGAUCAGGAACAUCUCCUUCAACGACAAGAAGUUCAUCAUCAAACCCAUCGACAAGAAGGCCCCGGACUUUGUGUUCUUUGCCCCUCGCCUGCGCAUCAACAAGCGUAUCCUGCAGCUGUGCAUGGGCAACCAUGAGCUGUACAUGCGCCGCCGCAAGCCAGACACCAUCGAGGUGCAGCAGAUGAAGGCCCAGGCCCGCGAGGAGAAACACCAUAAACAGAUGGAAAGGGCCCAGCUGGAGAACGAGAAGAAGAAGAGGGAGGCCAUAGAGAACGAGAAGGAGCAGAUGGAGAGAGAGAAGCAGGAUCUGAUGAUGAGACUCUACCAGUUUGAGGAGAAGACCAAGAAGGCAGAGAAAGACCUGCAGGAGCAGAUGCAACGUGCAUGCAACUGGGUGGAGAGGAGGAUGGCGGAGGACGAGGCCCGCCUGGGAGCUGAGCGUCAGGCCGCCCUGCUGGCCAAGGAGGAGCUGGCCCGCCACGAGGACCAGAUGCACAACCAGGAACAGCUUGCCGCGGAGCUGGCACAGCACACAGCUAGGAUCGCCCUGCUGGAGGAGGCCAAGAGGCGCAAGGAGGAGGAGGCUGACACAUGGCAACACAGGGCUCAGGAGGCCCAGGACGACCUGCUGAAGACCAAGGAGGAGCUGCAAAUGGUGAUGACGGCCCCCACUCCGGCACCCCCUCCCCCCAUGUUCGUGGAGGUGCCCAUGUUUGUGGACAACCAUGACGUUUUGAUGGUGGAGGAACAGAAUGACAGCGAGAACAACAGCACGUACAGUGCCGAACUGCAGAACGAGGGCUUCAACGACCACCGCCUGGAGGAGGAGCGCCUCACCGAGGCCGAGAAGAACGAGCGUGUGCAGAGGCAGCUCAUGGCCCUGAGCUCGGAGCUGGCCCAGGCCCGCGACGACACUAAGCACACCCAGAACGAUCUGCUCCACACGGAGAACGUGCGCGCCGGCCGGGACAAGUACAAGACCCUGCGGCAGAUCCGAUCGGGCAACACCAAGCAGAGGAUUGACGAGUUUGAGGCCUUAUAAGAAGGCCCCUCCCCAGAAGCCAUGAGGGCCACACAGCCACGUACC
Salvelinus sp. IW2-2015 is the source of this 2054-nucleotide messenger RNA. RefSeq names its product ezrin b (gene ezrb). The record is from RefSeq and is a predicted model, not a curated record. Gene Ontology annotation, molecular function: actin binding; cell adhesion molecule binding. Gene Ontology annotation, biological process: positive regulation of early endosome to late endosome transport; positive regulation of protein localization to early endosome; regulation of organelle assembly. Lineage: Eukaryota; Metazoa; Chordata; Actinopteri; Salmoniformes; Salmonidae. Gene Ontology annotation, cellular component: filopodium; adherens junction; microvillus.